This is a messenger RNA of Antechinus flavipes (yellow-footed antechinus), 1476 nucleotides long. RefSeq names its product probable E3 ubiquitin-protein ligase TRIML1. NCBI's taxonomy places the organism in Eukaryota, Metazoa, Chordata, Mammalia, Dasyuromorphia, Dasyuridae. Gene Ontology annotation, molecular function: zinc ion binding; protein binding. The transcript has a single exon. The record is from RefSeq and is a predicted model, not a curated record. Bases 1 to 1476 code for a protein of 491 amino acids.
AUGGAUGUCAAAAGCUUAAUUGAAGAUCUCCAAGCAAGCCUUACUUGCUCCAUCUGCUUGGGCUUCUUCACAGAUCCAGUGACUGCCAAAUGCGGCCAUAGCUUUUGCAAAGCCUGUCUUAGCUACUGCACAGUGAGAGCUCAGGAAACAUUAGCCUGCCCAGAGUGCAGAGCAGAUAUCAAUUAUGGCAGUGACCUGGUGAGCAACAGGUGUCUGCAGCAGCUGUCCAUCAUUACCAAAAUGCUCAGACCUCAUCUACUGCAGACCCUUGUGGGCCGGAGCAUUUGUGAGAAACAUGGAGAAAAGGAGAAGCUCUUCUGUGAGGAAGACCACAAAAUCCUCUGUGAUUCCUGUUCCUUAGCUCCAGAACACAAGAAUCACCAAGUUCUUCCCUUGGAAAAGGUGGUUGCCAAGGGCAAGGAGAAGCUCUUGGAGACACUGAAUAUCUUAAAAAAGAAACAAGAACACCUUCAGAAGAAACAGCUCUCUGUCCUAAGGACAUGGGCAAAAAGUAGGAAGCAUGGCCUUAAUUUCAAACGCUUACUUAUGUAUGAAUAUGAGACAAUGCAUAAGUUCUUACAGGAUGAAAAAAUUCUACAGUUACAAGAGCUGAACCAACAAUUCAGAGACAACCUGAUGAAAUUUGAGAGGAGCAAAGUCAAAUUAUCACAAGAAAUCCAAAAUCUGCAACAAAUGCUUUUGGAAGUGGAGAAGCAUUUGAAGGGAACACCCUCAGAAAUACUCCAGGAUAUGAAAGGCAUUUUGGAAAAGAGUGAGAAGCUACUAGUUCAAGAACCAAAGGUUGUCUCCGAGGCCUGGACCACCUUUCCCAUCACUGGCCUGAGAGAAAUGCUCAUGACCUUCUAUAGGGAUAUAACUCUGGAUCCUCUGACAGCCCACACUCAUCUCAUCCUGUCUGAAGACUUGAGGAGUGUCAAGUACACAAGCAUCCCCCAGGACCUGCCCAACAACAAAGAAAGAUUUGUCUAUUCUCUGACCGUCCUGGGAGCCCAGACCUUUACCUCGGGCCGGCACUACUGGGAAGUGGAUAUAGGAGAAAAGACAGAGUGGGAAGUGGGCAUCUGUGAAGAGUCAAUCAUCAGAAAUCGGAAGCACUCCCCAUUCCCCCAGGAUAUCAGGAUCCUAGCCGGCUGCAAAUAUCAAAAUAAUUUCUUUCUUUGGAAUUCAGAGAAAGGCUGUCGUUCAAGCCCACCUAUCCACAAAGUGGGCAUCUUUCUGGAUUACGAAAGGGGACAUGUAGCAUUUUACAAUGCCAUAGAUAGAUCUCUUCUCUAUAGCUUCCUAAACAAGGCAUUUCAAAGGCCUAUGCGACCUUACUUCUCUCCCUGUCUUCCUGAUGAAGAAAGCAUCCCUGGAUCUCUCAUUAUAUGCCCCAGGAGUACCCAGCAAAUACCUGAGAAGGAGGGAAAAUUCUGCUUGGAACUGAGGGAUUCCUCUGGGAUUCUUGUCUAUUAG